Molecule: messenger RNA, 3504 nt
Organism: Schizophyllum commune H4-8
Lineage: Eukaryota; Fungi; Basidiomycota; Agaricomycetes; Agaricales; Schizophyllaceae
Exons: 7
Coding region: 1-3348 (1115 amino acids)
Biological process (GO): SCF-dependent proteasomal ubiquitin-dependent protein catabolic process
Cellular component (GO): SCF ubiquitin ligase complex
Source: RefSeq, a predicted model, not a curated record
AUGCCCUUCUCCGACCUCCCUCAGGAGCUUCACAAUUCGAUCUGCGAUGUCGCAGAGCAAGACAGCCUGGCUCGCCUUGCAUUGACCAGCAAAGCCUGCUACGACUCUGCCAAUCCAGUUCUCUGGAGCUAUGUCUGGACGCUCAACGCUCUCCUCAAACUCAUGCCAGCGGAUGCGUGGAAUGGAAUGAGCGUUGAGGACUACGGAAAACUGGAGAAUCUCCCGGCCGACCAAAUCCCCUUGACCGCCGAUCACUGGAAGCCUGCCUAUAAGCUCUCCUCGUUCGUCAAGGAGCUCUCGCUAGAUCGCAUUCCGCAAACGAUCCUGCGAAGGGUUGCCGGUUGUCCCCCUCCUGCCACUCUUCUGCCAUCCUUGCGCAAAUUCUUUAUCCUCCUCGACGACCAGCAGCGUCUCUUACUUCUUAGGGGACAAGGUGACCUGCUCGCCGACUACCUCAAGUUCCUCCAGGCCAUCAUACCGUCCAACCUCCAGCAACUCAUCCUGAAGAACUCGCUCGUGCUCGCUGGCAUCAUGGAUCACUGCACGCAAAUCACUAGUCUUGCUAUCGAAGACAGCGGAAGCCUACCCGACGCCUUCUACGCGCAUGCCCGAGAAUCCCUGCUUCAGUCCCUUCCACGCUGCCAACAUCUGACGAUGGUCAACCUCCUCCUGCCGUUCUCUCGCCACCCGGUAGUGAUGGAGGUCCUCUCAACGUUGCCGGCUCUAUGUAUCGUCAGGGCUGGUUUCAGCGAUUUUGAGGGCAAGCCAUGGUAUGGUCGCCCUCCGAAGUACGCUCAAGACGCGUUUCCUGCUCUGCGAGAACUCGAACUGGUCAACAUGACUCUCGAGGACGCGACAGCCAUCAUCGAGACCGGUGAUAAGCGACCCUUGGAAAGCAUCUCGGUCGCAACUGCGCGGUCGACGGGUCCCGAAGCCCUGUAUGCGCUAGCAACAGCCCUGCGGCGCUACUGCGAUCCAAAGUACCUUCGCCAAGUGAUGUUCACCACAUGCACGUACGAGCGGAACCCGGCUCUGUGGCCCAGAGACCCCACGCCUUUCAGCUUCGAACAUAUCGAGCCUCUCACCGCUUUCCCCAACGUCGAAGUCGCCUGCCUCUGCACGUCCAGCGAAAUCCGCAUCACGCCGGCUGAAUGGGAGCACUUGGCGCAGUCUUGGCCUCAGCUUCGUCGGCUCGACUGCCUCACCUACGACUUCGACAUGGCCGGCCAGCCAGUCUUGUCCUUGGCGGCGCUUGCUUUCUUUGCGAAGUUCUGCCCUAAUAUCGAGGAGAUUUGCGUCCAACUUGACGCGUCGACCAUCCCGCCCAUGCCGUCAUCAGAUUCUGACGGGUCCGAAAAUCGAUGCGUGCGUCUCGCAGCAGCGGCACCGUGCGAGAUCUCCCGUGCGGAGGACGUUGUCGAAUUUUUGCGGUCGGCAUUCGGGAAUGUCACUGUCAAUCUCCUUUACUUCGACAAAGCGAAUGAGAUAGGAGAUGAGCAGCUCCGUCGGAGGGAAGAGCAAUGGGAUUUAGUCAGGUCACUGACGUCUGGCAAGCGACCGCAACCAAAUGAGGACAUGGUAUGGGACGAGGCUGCUCAGGCUUCUAAUGUGCAGGGUUCAAGCGCUCAAGCGAACCUCAGUCUGAGGCUUGAGACAGAGUUCGUGUCAGACGCAGACGAUGCUAGCGCUUCUGGAUCUACGCGAGCCGCGAAGUCAUGGGGCGAACCUGACAUAGAACUGGAGGACGAGCGGGAGCUGCAUAACUUGAUAUACGAGGACUUGGAGAAGAGCGACCUAAUCAACGUCGCAUUGGCUAGCAAGGCCUGCUACGACUCGACGACCCCGCUUAUUUGGGAGAAUAUAAAUGGCCUCGACGCCAUUCUCAAUCUCAUGCCAGCGGAUGCAUGGGAAGGCACGAAGGUCGAAGAUUAUGUGGGCCUGUAUCAGCACCCUAUCAUCGAAACUCCCUUGACCGUGGACGAUUGGGCAUCUGUAUCCAAGAUCUCACCCUUCGUGAAGAACUUCUCUCUGGGGGUAAUUCCGGUGCCUAUCUGGGGCAGGGUUGCCAACUAUCCGCCCUCCACCACCAUUCUGCCAUCUUUGCGUCGGCUCUGCUUCCACGGCGAACAAGGACGAUUGUCCGGUUUUCAACAACCCUGGUGUGAUAACCUUAUAGCCGGUCAGGUCGAGUGCCUUCGAGCGUUUGUCCCGCAUGACCUCCAGGAACUCGAGCUAAAAGAUUCACUUGCUUUCGUCAGCAUUCUGAAUCACUGCUCGCAGAUCACCAGCUUCACCGGAUCGGAUCGCCGCAGCUGGGACGACAAGGACCGUGACGUAACUUACGAGCGCGCGCAACUAAACCUAGUUCAAUGCCUCUCUCGCUGCGAACUUCUGACGAAAGUCACGCUCUCCCUGCCGUUCUCUAACUUCUCGGCGACAAUGGAAGGCCUUGCGACGCUGCCUGCUCUGGAUUCUCUGACGAUGAGCAUCGACAGUUGGAGCGUAGAAAAACUGCAAGGAGACCCUCCGAAGUACCAUCAACACGCUUUUCCCGCUUUGCGAAAGCUCGAACUCGAAAACCUGCGGUACGAGGACGCGGUAGCUAUCCUUGAGUCUGGCGGCGGGCGUGCAUUGGAAAGCAUCACGGUCGUGACCUUCAAACCUGAGGCUCCCACGGCCUGGUAUGCGUUAGCGACAGCGCUCCAGCAGCACUGCGACCCAGAGCACCUCCUUGAGGUCUACCUAACGCAGUAUGCUAUCGAGGGGCAGGUUCUGCAAGGCCGACGUGGGGAAACCCCUCCGUUGCUCUUCGAUCACAUUGCGCCUCUCACCAAGCUCUCUCGUCUCAGAGUCGCCCGCUUUGGCACGUCUGGCGAUAUACACAUCACGGACGAGCAAUGGGAACGCCUUGCGCAGGCCUGGCCUGAACUUCGCCAAUUCGAGUGCCUCGCCUACGACCUCAUCCCGACCACCCAGCCCGCCGUCGCUUCUCUCGCGACUCUCGCAUCCAUCGCAAAGUUCUGUCCGGACAUCGAGGAAAUUUGCCUGCAGUUCGACGCUUCGUCCAUCCCGCCCUUCCCGUCAACGCCCGCCGAUCCGUUCAAUCGACCUACGAUUAUCGCGAUAGCCGCACCGUGCGGGAUCUCGCGCGCGGAGGACGUCGUCGAAUUUCUGCGGCGGGCGUUUGGAAAUGUCACGGUGAAUCAGGCAUUUGCAUGGGUAUGGGUUACGUGGGAAUCACUGGAGGAAGAUGGGGGGAGUGAACAAUGGAACCUAGUCAGGUCUCUGACGUCCGGCCAGCGACCGCUAUAUUGGAACAUAGGUGGUGAUGCUCCUGCUGCCACGUAGUUGGAUGGGUACAUGAAGCAGCAGACAGAAGGGGAAUGCAGGGGAACGCAGCGGAUGGGGCGUCUGGCGCGGCGAGAGGAGGUUGAGCGUAGAAUAGUAUCGCGUUGGUAUUAGGUCUUGACUCUUGAGAGAGAAAACAAUGUCUGUCCAAACUCC